Hirundo rustica (Barn swallow) is the source of this 5974-nucleotide messenger RNA. RefSeq names its product solute carrier family 12 member 7 (gene SLC12A7). NCBI's taxonomy places the organism in Eukaryota, Metazoa, Chordata, Aves, Passeriformes, Hirundinidae. The transcript has 23 exons. Gene Ontology annotation, molecular function: potassium:chloride symporter activity. Bases 120 to 3137 code for a protein of 1005 amino acids. The record is from RefSeq and is a predicted model, not a curated record. Gene Ontology annotation, cellular component: membrane. Gene Ontology annotation, biological process: cell volume homeostasis; chemical synaptic transmission; chloride transmembrane transport.
CCACCGCCCCCCUCUGCUGCGUGAGGAAAUGGCUCUCACGUGAGGGAGGCGGCAGCGCCUGGUUCACCCUGCCCGCUGCCCUAGGAGGAGGCGCCAGCGGGUCUGGGGCCGUCUGCACCAUGCCGACUAACUUCACGGUGGUGCCGGUGGAGGCACAGGGCGAGGAGCGGCAGCGGGACGGACGGCAGAGAGAGGAAGAAAAUGAAGGCGACGAGAGGGACCGGGGUACUGGGGAUGGGAUUGCCAGGGAAAGUAGUCCAUUUAUUAGCAGUGCAGAAUUGGGCAGAGGAAACAUGUAUGACGGAAAGAAUAUGGCUCUCUUUGAGGAAGAAAUGGAUAGCAACCCCAUGGUGUCAUCUCUUCUGAAUAAACUAGCAAACUACACUAAUCUGACUCAAGGAGUGGUGGAACAUGAAGCAGAUGAAGAUAGCAAACGAAAGGAAGUUAAGGGUCCACAAAUGGGCACUUUUAUUGGUGUGUAUCUUCCCUGUUUGCAAAAUAUCUUGGGAGUCAUCCUUUUCCUACGUUUAACAUGGAUUGUAGGAACAGCUGGAGUUCUUGAGUCUUUCAUCAUUGUGUUCAUGUGCUGUGCUUGUACUAUGCUAACUGCCAUUUCAAUGAGUGCUAUAGCAACAAAUGGUGUAGUUCCAGCUGGAGGCUCUUACUAUAUGAUUUCAAGAUCUUUAGGGCCAGAGUUUGGUGGAGCAGUGGGACUUUGUUUCUACUUGGGCACAACCUUUGCAGGAGCAAUGUACAUUCUUGGUACCAUUGAAAUUUUAUUGACCUAUAUUUCUCCAAGUGCUGCUAUAUUUAAAGUGGCAGAUGGUGAAGAAACAGAGACUAUGCUGAACAACAUGAGAGUCUAUGGAACAUGUAUUAUCAUUCUGAUGGCCAUAGUAGUUUUUGUGGGAGUAAAGUAUGUCAACAAACUUGCACUGGUCUUCCUUGCCUGUGUGAUUCUUUCUAUCCUUGCCAUAUAUGCUGGAGUUAUUAAGACUGCUUUUGACCCACCUGACUUUCCUAUCUGUCUCCUUGGAAACCGUACAUUGUCAAAACGCAGCUUUGAUGUCUGUGCCAAAUUUACUGAAAGCAAUAAUGAAACAAAGACUACACCUUUAUGGCGCCUGUUCUGUGAUAGUUCUUUGCUUAAUGCUACAUGUGAUGAGUACUUUAGUCUCAAUAAUGUAACAGAAAUACAAGGAAUUCCAGGAAUAAGGAGUGGAGUUCUAACUGAUAAUCUCUGGAGUGCCUAUUCAGAAAAAGGAUCAGUAGUUGAGAAAAAAGAUCAGCCAUCAGUUGCUGGAUCAGAAGAGUCAAAAAUGGGUGGCCUUCCUUAUGUUUUUACAGACAUCAUGACCUACUUCACAAUGCUUGUAGGAAUUUAUUUCCCAUCUGUGACAGGUAUUAUGGCAGGUUCAAACAGAUCUGGAGAUCUAAAGGAUGCUCAGAAAUCAAUUCCUACUGGAACAAUUUUGGCUAUUUCAACUACAUCUUUUAUUUAUCUCUCCUGUAUAGUGUUGUUUGGUGCCUGUAUAGAAGGUGUAAUAUUAAGAGAUAAGUUUGGAGAAGCAGUUAAUGGAAAUCUGGUGGUUGGUACCCUGGCCUGGCCUUCUCCAUGGGUUAUUGUGAUUGGUUCCUUCUUUUCAACAUGUGGUGCUGGUCUCCAGAGUCUCACUGGUGCGCCCCGACUGCUGCAGGCCAUUGCAAGAGAUGGCAUUGUACCAUUUAUUCAAAUAUUUGGUCAUGGAAAAGCAAAUGGAGAACCGACUUGGGCUCUACUCCUCACUGCUGGUAUUUGUGAAAUAGGAAUUUUGAUAGCCUCAUUGGACAGCGUAGCGCCGAUUCUUUCAAUGUUUUUCCUUAUGUGCUAUAUGUUUGUAAAUCUGGCUUGUGCAGUUCAGACGCUUUUGCGAACUCCCAACUGGAGACCUCGUUUCAAGUAUUACCACUGGACUCUGUCAUUCCUGGGGAUGAGUUUAUGUCUUGCCUUGAUGUUCAUUUGCUCUUGGUACUAUGCUUUGAUUGCCAUGCUAAUCGCAGGAUGUAUAUACAAAUACAUAGAAUAUAGAGGAGCGGAAAAAGAAUGGGGCGAUGGAAUCCGAGGACUGUCCCUGAAUGCAGCUCGCUAUGCUUUGCUUCGUGUUGAAGACGGUCCUCCUCACACCAAGAACUGGAGACCUCAACUUUUGGUCUUGUUAAACUUGGAUAACGAGCAGUUAGUGAAACACCCUAGAUUGCUUUCUUUUACCUCUCAGUUGAAGGCUGGUAAAGGACUGACUAUUGUGGGUUCUGUGCUUCAGGGAAUCUACUUAGAUAAAUGUGUAGAAACUCAGAAGGCUGAAGAGAAUGUUAAGGCCUUAAUGGGUGUAGAAAAGACUAAAGGAUUUUGCCAGAUUGUGGCUUCUCCUAACUUCAGAGAUGGAAUAUCCUAUUUGAUUCAGUCAGCUGGUCUAGGAGGAAUGAAACAUAACACAGUCCUGAUGGCAUGGCCACAGUCAUGGAAGCAGACAGAAAAUCGUUUCUCAUGGAAAAAUUUUGUUGAUACUGUACGAGAAACAACUGCAGCUCAACAAGCACUUUUGGUGGCUAAAAACAUUGACUUGUUUCCAACAAAUCAAGAGCGUUUUACUGAAGGAAAUAUAGAUGUGUGGUGGAUUGUUCAUGAUGGUGGUAUGCUGAUGUUGCUGCCUUUUCUCCUUCGACAGCACAAGGUUUGGAGAAAAUGUAAAAUGCGUAUCUUCACCGUCGCUCAAAUGGAUGAUAAUAGCAUUCAAAUGAAGAAGGAUCUUCAGAUGUUCUUAUACCACCUUAGACUGAAUGCUCAAGUGGAAGUUGUUGAAAUGUUUGAAAAUGAUAUUUCUGCAUUCACAUAUGAGAAGACACUCAUGAUGGAACAGCGAUCUCAAAUGCUAAAACAGAUGCAGCUAUCAAAGAAUGAAAGAGAAAGAGAGGCCCAGCUUAUCCAUGACAAAAACACUGCCUCACGCUCUGCUCUGGCAGUUGAAGCAAGUGUGGCUGCUGCUGCGCUGGAGAAAGUGCAAAUGACCUGGACUAAAGAAAAGUUUGUAGCAGAAAAGCAUAAAAACAAGGAUUCAAAUGCGUCUGGCUUUAAAGAUAUUUUCAACAUGAAGCCGUAAGAGCUACUCUCUGCGUCAAACCAAUGUAGUAGACACAAAAACAAUGACAGAGGGAAAUCAGCUUGUUUGUUUCCUCAUGUUGUGAUUUUAAGUGCUCACAUGCAUCUUUUCUUAGUUCUGGAAGAAUGUACUUAGAAGCAUAACUGAAAUUAUUUUCUGCACAUGACAAAACCAAAACUGUGGAUGUUACAGGAAAACUUAAUAUCUAAAUGAAAUGCAUCUUAAAUCUAGGACUUGUAGGCAAUGCAGUUAGAAAGCAUAUUUAAAAUUAGUACCUCAAAGUCGUAAGUUGUUUCAUGGAUUUGCUUUCAGCUCUUUAGAAACAGUUUGCCUUCUGCACAUUCCAAAAAUUAUUGUGCUCAUGCUCUAAAGUGUUGUCUUAGGCUGCAUUACACUCUAAACAUUAGGGGCUUUUAAAAUUUAUAUGUUUGAAACAUUUCUUAUUACUACUUUGGAAUUGUGCAAGACACUGAUUUCAGAUAUUAUUUUAAGACUACUGUGUAUAGUUGGCUAGCAAUUACAGUUCAAGUUUGGUGUGCCUGUACAAUAUAUUAACAUUGUUGAUUUAAAAGUGUACCUGAUGACAUAAUUUUUUUUUCUAUGAAUUUGCUUCCCUUUCACAUAGAGAAUGGGGAAAUCUGUAAGUUUAAAUUUCACUUCACUUAAACAACAUAGGCUAAGUUCCUUGGUUCUUGUGAUCUUGUACAUUGUAUGCAUGCUUCUAAAUCAUAAUUUGCAGUGCAUGUAUUCUUUUGUUCCUUGUUUAAUAUACUGUGAUUUAGCAUGUCACUGAAAAAAUAUUCAUCAUUGUGACUUGCUAAUGUUCUCUUAAAUAUGGUCAAUUUUCUAUUCUGUAACACAAAACGUGUUGUAGUUUCUGUAAGAAUAUAAAACUUGACAGUGUUCCUCUGCACCAGCAUAAUAUUUAGUGUUCUAAUUAACGACAUUAAAAAAUUAAUAUAUUUUUGUUCUAGAAGAAUAGCCUCCCAUUGUGUUAUAACUACUUGGACAAUAGGGAAUAUAUCAAAAAGGGAACUUUCAUGUUUCAUCAGAAGUCAGUUCUUGCCUGCCUUCUACCAACUCAUGCAUGUGUAGAAAUAACAUAAAUUCAGACAUACAUUGGGCACACAAAAAUAGAAUACUACGUCUCUUGAGUGGAACUCACCUGAUUACUCUGCUUUUUUUCAGAGUUCAGCAUUUUCUUAAUUAUAUCUGCGUAACAAAUUAAGCUUCUCAUGAAAAUUUUGGAAGUUUAUUUUGUUUACUAUAUAUGAUUUCAGUUCUACCAAUACUUGAAGGAUAAGUGAUGUCAGCCUCAGUCACAUUUUACACAACAUGAGCCUUUAUUUCAGUGCUGAGUUUUUGCCCGCUCUAUCAUAAAGUUACACCCUGCAUUUUUUUUUUUAGUUUAACAGUGUUUCAGUUUCAAUAUUUAUACAUCUCAGUUAUAAAAUCUUGCCUCUCUUCAUAGUUCUUGUUGGGUUUUCUCAAAAUGCAGUUGUGCUUCUAAAAAACAGAACUUCAAGCAUUCCUUUGUUCCAAUAUAGUUUUUUGUACAAUUGGUUCUUAGGAUAGAUGACCACCGUGAUAGAAAAUCCCCCAGAACAGACUGAUAAACUCAGUUUUAGAAAUGUCAUUCUCUUGUAGGGGGAAGAUGGGAGGUGGCAGACAUGAAGAAUCAAUUUAAUUGAUAGGGCUGGUUUUCACUGACUACUAAAUUUCAGGCCAAAUGCCUUUUACCUAUUUAAUUAAAACAAAAAACAAAAAACCCACCCACACACACACAAAAAAACCAACAACAAAAAAAACCCACCCUACUUUUAGGAAGCAGAUCUUUUGGAUAAAAGGACUAAGGUAGAGGUUGAUUAUUUUGGUCACACUGUAGCAUAUGACUCAUUUCCAGCCUUGGCUAACUUUACACAGAUAGCUGUUUCUCAGGAACUGUAAGGAAACUAUUCUUUUAUUUUGUUCUGAAAAAUCACUAAACCAUACAAGAGAGAUACUAAAAUAAGGACAUUUUUAAAAUCCUAGUAGUUUUUUCUUCUUGUGCACAAAUCUACAACAAUUAUAUUUGUAGAUGCAACGAGGAAAAUAGGAAGUUUUGAUAAUGUAAGGGGGUAAGCUCAAUUUCGGUUCACUUCUUACUGCCUUACUGUUAGAAAAUGAGUAGCUAGCAUUUUUUUUUCAAAAUUCUAUGGUGUUUCUGAAUUUUCUUUACCAGCUUACAGAAUUUUGUAAUGUUUCCAAAGGACCAUGAGUAAAAUUUUGUACUGUACAACAUAAAUACUGUGAUCUUUCCAUUGCAUUCCUGUAUUUUCAUUGUUUGGAAAUUCUUGUAUAACUCCAGUUACUUUUUUAUAGAAGUCAUUGUCCUGGAUUAAGGCAAAUUUGGAAUAAAUGGGAUUCUUAGUGGUUCUUGUCUGACAUUUAAUAUCUAUUGCAACUAAGGUUUUGAUUCAUCUGAGUAAAAGAUAAUUGACAACUGAAAGAUUUGUGCAUUCUGACAAUUUACUUAGAACUGCUUGAAAUUCAGAAUUAAAUUUUCUUGUCAAAGGCAUUGCAUUUAAUUUAUUUUUAAUACGUACAAAUACUAGUGUCUAUGAAAACAGCUUGUUUUACAUGCUUAUAAUUUCAAAUAAACCAUGUAUGAUUCAGUUACAUAAGUAUUAUGACAAUGCUUAAAAAUGUUUCUUUGCAUGCUAGGAAUCAGUCAAAUGUGAGAAGAAUGCACACUGCUGUGAAGCUCAACGGAGUAGUGCUUAAUAAAUCACAGCAUGCUCAGCUAGUUCUCCUGAACAUGCCUGGACCUCCUAAAAACAGAAAAGGGGAUGAAAACU